Molecule: messenger RNA, 972 nt
Organism: Cricetulus griseus (Chinese hamster)
Lineage: Eukaryota; Metazoa; Chordata; Mammalia; Rodentia; Cricetidae
Source: RefSeq, a predicted model, not a curated record
AUGAGCAGUGAGAGUCAGCAUCCCAGACACCUGCGUCGUGCCUGGACAGUAGGCCACUCUUUACGGAAAACUGUUGGCAGUGGCAGCAGUUUGCAGCUUCAGACGAGAGCUUCAGGUGAAAAUGGUGCUCACGAUGACUACCGAAAUUGGGAGUGUUCAGAAAUGCUAGAGCGGUGUGUUGUUUCUGUGACCUGUGCUAUUGCUGAGGUGGCAUCUCCAAGGUUCCACAACCUUCGAAAGCAUCAACACCUGCUAAGGACCAAGUGUCCAGACACAUUGUUUGGCUUUUACAAAGGAAUUAUACCACCCAUUUUAGCUGAAACACCAAAGAGAGCAGUCAAGUUUUCCACCUUUGAGCAGUACAAGAAAUUGCUGGGAUAUGUGUCACUAUCACCAGGGCUGACAUUUGCCAUUGCUGGACUUGGAUCUGGACUAACAGAAGCAGUCGUGGUCAACCCUUUUGAAGUGGUAAAAGUUGGUUUGCAAGUCAAUCAGCACACAUUCACAGAGCAACCAUCUACUUUUGCUUAUGCAAGACAAAUCAUUAAGAAGGAAGGCUGGGGGCUCCAGGGCCUCAACAAAGGAUUUACAGCAACUCUGGGACGUCAUGGAAUUUUCAACAUGGCUUAUUUUGGCUUCUACCACAACGUCAAAAACAUUAUUCCAGCCUGUAAGGAUCCAACCUUGGAGUUUUUGAGAAAAUUUGGGAUUGGUUUUCUCUCGGGGACGAUAGGCUCAAUCUUUAACAUCCCCUUUGAUGUUGCCAAGAGUAGGAUCCAAGGGCCCCAGCCGGUUCCUGGAGAGAUCAAGUACAGAAAGUGCUUAAAAACAAUGGCGACGGUCUACCAGGAAGAAGGGAUCUUAGCCUUAUACAGAGGUCUGCUUCCCAAGGUCAUGAGACUUGGACCAGGUGGUGCGGUGAUGUUGCUGGUGUAUGAACACGUCAACGUGUGGCUGCAGAAAAACUGGUGA